This is a messenger RNA of Knipowitschia caucasica, 450 nucleotides long. NCBI's taxonomy places the organism in Eukaryota, Metazoa, Chordata, Actinopteri, Gobiiformes, Gobiidae. The record is from the annotation of a GenBank genome assembly.
AUGGCAGACUGCUUCAGACGUCCCGACCCGCUGGUGUUUGAUGGCAACAUUGCGGAGAACUGGCGCGUUUUUGAGCAAGAAUACGACAUUUUCGUCGCGGCAGCUCAUUCAGACAAGUCUGCACGGACAAGGGCCUACAUUCUCCUGAAUCUAGCAGGCCCUGAAGCAAUCGAGAGGGAGCGCUCUUUUGUCUAUGCAGCGGAGGUGUUCAGUGGAAUCACGUUGACGAAGUUUGGAGGAAUCCUGAUCCUGGCUUUGUCCAAGUCUCAGAUCUUCCAGGUUUUCUACUUCAGGAUGUAUCUGGCCAUGGUCCUGCUCGGAGCCACCCACGGACUCAUCUUCCUCCCGGUCCUCCUCAGUUAUAUAGGUCCUUCGGCCAACAGGGCCAAGGUUGCGGCAGCAAAGCGGAGGGUCGCUGGUACAGAAAGGGAACAUCUGUUGAACUAUUAA